GUCUCCCUGACCCGCAUCCUGCGCUCCGCACGCCUCAGAUGGAAAUGAGAUGCAAAUACGUGAUUUCCAACUUCAAGCCUUUAGGAAACGGCCUCUGUCGGACCAGCAGCUGUUCUACACGCGCCAGUUGUUUCUCUCUGUAGUUAAUUUUACCACAAACACCUCGGCGCGUGCCAUCCCGGUACAUCGUGUGUUUGACUCAGGAUUCAGGCCAAGUCCCGACGGAGUGCUGGCAGCUGCUGGUUUUUCUGGGAACACAGCGCUGGUGAUAACAGAACUCACCUUCUGCACGACCCCGGCAGCAGCUCCCCUGUCACUGUGGCUGUGACCUGGGAACAGGAGCCUGGAAUCUCGCUCGUUACAUUUAAAAGCCCCAAUCCCCGCUGAGCUGCUGGAGUGGUUGUCAGUUAUUUACAUCCCCAGCUGACAGGUUUCUGUACAGUUUAAUUCAGUUUUUUAGCAAAAUGAAGAAGUGGAUGGACAUGUCAAACCUGCCCCAGGAAUUCCGAGAGCGAGUUGAGAGACUGGAGAGAAAUUUUGAAGUGUCAACUGUGAUUUUCAAAAAGUUUGAACCAAUAUUUUUUGAUAUAUUUCAAAACCCUUAUGAAGAAACUUCCAAACUGCAUCGAAGCAGGAAGCAAAGGCGGGUGCCAUGUAGUGUCAAAGAUCUCUUCAACUUCUGCUGGACUCUUUUUGUGUACACUAAGGGUAAUUUCCAUAUGAUUGGAGAUGAUUUAGUAAAUUCCUAUCAUUUACUUCUGUGCUGCUUGGACCUGGUUUUUGCCAAUGCCCUUCUGUGUCCAAACAGAAGAGAUUUGCUAAAUCCAUCAUUUAAAGGCUUACCAGUGGAAUUCCACACUCUGGAGAUCAAAGCCUCUGAGGAUCCUCCCUGCAUCGUGGCCAUGCUCUGCGAGCUGCAUGACGGGCUCCUCGUGGAAGCGAAAGGCAUAAAGGAGCACUACUUCAAACCAUACAUUGCAAAGCUGUUUGAUAGGAAGAUCUUAAAAGGAGAUUGUCUGUUGGAUCUUUGCAACUUUACAGAAAAUAACAAAGCACUGAAUAAAGAGUAUGAAGAGUAUGUUCUGACCGUGGGUGACUUUGAUGAGAGAGUUUUCCUGGGAGCUGAUGCUGAAGAAGAAAUUGGUACUCGAAAAUUCCCUGCAGAUGUACCAGGAGAGAAAACGGCAGCAAGAGCUCACAUGGAGUGUCAUCUGCAGCAGCAUUUUGAAAAGAAAAGGUCAUUUGCACCUUCAACUCCACUGACUGGCAGAAGAUACCUGCGAGAAAAGGAAGCUGCCAUCACUCCUGUGGCUUCGGCCACACAGAGCGUGAGCCGUUUGCAGAGCAUGGUGGCUGGGCUGAAAAAUGCACCGAGUGAACAACUUACAGCUAUUUUUGAGUCUUGUGCCCAUAGUCCCUUGGAAAGCAUUAUGAGCAGAGUGAAGGAAAUUGGUGAGACCUUCUGUUGCUGCUACACUCAGUCAACGGAUGAGCAGCCAGGAUCUCACAUAGAUUUUGCUGUAAACAGAUUAAAACUGGCAGAGAUCUUGUACUAUAAAAUCUUGGAGACUAUAAUGGUGCAAGAAACACGGAGACUGCAUGGGAAGGAUCUGACUGCUCUCCUGGAACAGGAUCUCUUUCACCGCUCCCUCCUGGCAUGCUGCUUGGAGAUUGUGCUCUUCGCUUACAGCUCCCCUCGCACCUUCCCCUGGAUCAUUGAAGUGCUUGACCUCAGGCCAUUCUAUUUCUAUAAGGUUAUAGAAGUGCUGAUUCGGUCUGAGGAAGGACUUUCCAGAGACAUGGUGAAGCACCUCAAUAGCAUUGAGGAACAGAUUCUGGAGAGUCUGGCCUGGACUCGGAACUCGGCACUCUGGAAUGCACUUGAGGCCUCAGAUAACAAAGUCCCAACCUGUGAAGAAGUAAUAUUUCCCAGUAAUUUUGAGGCCAGCAAUGGAGGAAGUGGGUUUGGACACUUGCCCAUGAUGCCAUUAUCUCCCAUAAUUCAUCCUCGAGUGAAAGAGGUUCGGACAGAUCUUGGUGGGAGUUUAAGACGAGACAUGCAGCCAUUGUCUCCAAUCUCCGUUCAUGAGCGCUACAGUUCUCCUACCGCUGGAAGUGCUAAGAGAAGGCUCUUUGGAGAAGACAGCCCCAAAGAAAUGCAGAUGGAAAAAGUCUUAGCAAAAGGAACUAAGCUGACAAUUGCUCCAGCGUCAAGCAUUGGUGCUGAAAACACGUCAGCGUCUCCUGCCCAGACAGUGCUAACCAUGACAACCACUACAGGAAAAGCAGGACAGAAGGUCACUAUACCACUGCACGGUAUUGCAAAUGACAUGGGUGGAAUCACCUUGAUCCCCAUUUCGAUUAAUUUAGGCCAGCCGUGUAAAGUGGAUGUGCAGGCUCCCUGCCACCCUCCUGGGAACCAAGCACAAGAAGUGCAGCUGCCAGCAGCCAGCAAACCCAAGAGAACAGGCUCCUUGGCACUGUUCUACAGGAAGGUGUAUCAUCUGGCAAGUGUGCGCUUGCGUGAUCUGUGCUUAAAACUGGACGUUUCCAAUGACUUGCGCAGGAAGAUCUGGACAUGUUUUGAAUUCACGUUGGUUCAUUGUGCUGAUCUUAUGAAAGACAGACAUUUGGACCAGCUCCUUCUCUGUGCUUUUUACAUUAUGGCCAAGGUAACCAAAGAGGAAAGAACUUUUCAGGACAUAAUGAAAAGUUAUAGAAAUCAGCCACAAGCAAACAGCCAUGUUUAUAGGAGUGUCUUGUUGAGAAAUACUUCUGAUGAUGUCCCAUUGGACAAAAAUGCAAACCCAGAUAUGGAGAUGACAGAAGACUCAUCUGUGAAAGCUGGCGGCUCCUCGGGACAAUCUGCAGCGGAGAACUCGAGUGAGUCAGAAACAGAGGAGAGAGGAGAUCUUAUUAAAUUUUACAAUGCAGUCUACGUAGGAAGAGUAAAAUCAUUUGCACUGAAGUACGAUGUCACAAACCAGGAUCACGUGAUGGAAGCGCCCCCACUGUCGCCGUUCCCCAGCAUCCGGCAGCAGCCGGUGUCUCCCCGGCGCAUCUCCCAGCAGCACUCCGUGUACGUGUCGCCUCACAAGAAUGGCACCUGCCUCACACCUCGAACUGCUCUGCUCUACAAGUUCAAUGGCAGUCCUUCCAAGAGUUUGAAGGACAUCAAUAAUAUGAUAAAACAAGGUGAACAGAGGAGUAAGAAGCGAGCAAUAACAAUUGACAGCGACACUGAAUCUCCCAUGAAGAGACUCUGCCAGGAAAAUGAUGAUGUUCUGCUAAAACGUCUGCAGGAUGUUGUCAGUGAAAGAGCAAAUCACUAAAAAA
Messenger RNA from Cyanistes caeruleus (blue tit), 3336 nucleotides. NCBI's taxonomy places the organism in Eukaryota, Metazoa, Chordata, Aves, Passeriformes, Paridae. The record is from RefSeq and is a predicted model, not a curated record.